Drosophila pseudoobscura is the source of this 3465-nucleotide messenger RNA. It is a transcript of the gene CrebA, whose product is annotated as Cyclic-AMP response element binding protein A. Bases 16 to 1584 code for a protein of 522 amino acids. Gene Ontology annotation, molecular function: DNA-binding transcription factor activity, RNA polymerase II-specific; cAMP response element binding. The transcript is spliced from 5 exons. The record is from RefSeq and is a predicted model, not a curated record. Gene Ontology annotation, biological process: regulation of transcription by RNA polymerase II. NCBI's taxonomy places the organism in Eukaryota, Metazoa, Arthropoda, Insecta, Diptera, Drosophilidae.
ACGCAGUACUCGGGCAUGAAGUUCUGUACUUUGACGCGAUACGAAUAUCAGUGGUACGAAGAGCACAGAAAAUGUUCGGUUCGGUUCCGUUCCGUUCCGUUCCUUUCCUGUGUGUGUGUUGCCGCCUCAUACGAGCAACGUAACGAGUACGAGAGCAAACUGUGUAUAAUUGCUGUUGACUGGGGUCUGGUCUGGCCUGGCCCGGCCCGGCCUGGUCUGGGCUUCUUUUUUCGUGCUAUUAUCUACAUGGAUGACGAAUGCUUCCCCGCCAUUUCACUGAAGUCGGCCACCAGUGUGCGGGCCACCAUCGAUCCCAAAUGCCUGACCCUCCACCCGCAAUCGCACACACCCGCCACACACAGCAGCCGCGUGAGCUGCAGUCCCGCCCUGAGCUCAGAGCUGACCACAGCCACAGCGACUUUGACACGGGCCGGGCUCCAGACGCACGCGCACCACCUGCAGAGCGGGAGCAACAGCAACAGCAACAGCUCCAGCCACAGCCACGUGGUCGCCGCUAUGGAUCACUAUCAACUACCUCACUUGUACGACAAUGACUGCAGCUCGUCGUUGUCGUCGAUUCGGGAUGGCAGCAUAUCACCGGACAUCUGCUCGGACAUUGAGAUCGACGAGUCGGCAAUCAAGGAUGAGCCCAUGUCGCCCGACUCCAGCUGCCCCGCCAGUCCCAACUCACAGGCGAGCAGCUCCCAGCAGCACCAGCUGAGCCUCAAUCUGGCCCAUCUACAGACGGAAAUGCUCUUUGAGCAGAAGCACGGCGGCCUCUUGCUGACCAGCAGCAGCAGCAGCAACAAUCACCUCAUUAAGUCCCAGCAGAGACAGCACCAGCACCCGCUCCUUGGACAGGGCGAUCUUAUAAUGGCCAAAAUGGAGAUCAAGAGCGAGAAACAAAACACCAGCAACAGCAGCACCACGAGCAGCAGCAGCUCGGGCAAGUCACAUGCCUACGGCAUUCCCCUGACGCCGCCAUCAUCUCUGCCCAGCGACGAUUCCGAAGGUAACUUGACACCGGAACAUUUGUUUUCGCCACUGUCGCCCAACGCUUCCGUUUCUAUAUCCGUGGCCAAUGCAGCCAAUGGCGAGUCAUCGACCAUGGUGCGGCGAAACGUUACCGGCAUCACGCGCUCUGCCAGCUGCGGCGGUUCCGGCCCCGGCACCGGCACCGGCUCCAACACCAGCACGACCACAACAAGGCAGCCCAUACACACGCCGUUGAUAAGCUCCCAGCCGAAGGGCUCUACAGGCACACUGCUGCUGACAGAGGAGGAGAAACGCACAUUGCUGGCCGAGGGUUAUCCGAUACCGCAGAAGCUCCCGCUAACAAAAGCCGAAGAGAAAUCGCUCAAGAAGAUCAGACGUAAAAUUAAAAAUAAAAUCUCUGCUCAGGAAAGUCGUCGCAAGAAGAAGGAGUACAUGGACCAGCUGGAGAGGCGCGUGGAAAUUCUUGUCACUGAGAAUCACGACUACAAGAAGCGCCUCGAGUCGCUGGAGGAGACCAAUGCCAAUCUACUUAGUCAGCUGCACAAAUUGCAGGCCCUAGUUAGCAAGCACAAUGUGAAAAAGUCCUAAGCCAGGGACCCAGGACGUGUGCCGGUUCCGUUUCUUGUUUGCCCGCCUUCCCGAAAUACCUAUAUAUCUAUACCUAUUUACCUAUACCUAUACCUACACCUACACCUACAGCUAUACCUAUAGCUACAUAUAAAUGUAUAUGUAUAUAGAUAUCUAUACAUUUUUUUUUUGUAUUUUUUGUUCCGCCUAUUACUUCUGAAGUUUUCUGUGAGAGUUUUGAAGAAUUUAUAAGACUUGCGCUGUUAGCAAGGAAAUGUAAGAAUUUUUGUCCGGCUUUUUGUUAGCACAAAUCGGAAGAAAUGUCCUCCCUCCCUCCUACUCCGCGACUGUUCAUCCUGCUUUCCCACUCCCCUUCCCUCCACUCCAUACAUAUUCAAAAAAGAUUUAGCACCCAGAUGCCUAUAACUAAUACCAUAUAAUUUGUGUGUAUGGAUGUAUGUCCUAGCUACUUGUAGAACGUUUCUUAUAUAUAGAUAUGUAUAUUAGUCAUGCAUUCCUGUUAUAUAAACUUUACCUAGAGUAACUCCAACUCCAACUACAACCACAACAGAAACGAUCGACGAGCUCAAACAGCAGAAGCCAAUUCAGAAAAGCGUCAUAAGAGAAGCUAACUAACAAUAUUGUACUCGUAAUAGAACGAAAUCAACAGACCAAAAAAACAAACAACAACAAAAGAAAAAACAAAAAAGAAAAAAAAAAUUCAAAGAAGAAAAGCUUAAAAAAUGGGAUAUGGCAUGCUUUGAUGUGGGUUCUGUUCGAUCUGAUCUGAUAUAAUUUAACUUUAUCUACAUAAGCGAGCAGCGAUAUACAUGUGCAUACAUUAUGUUUUAGUAAUGAUUGAAUGAAUGAACGAAAGACCUCGGAGCCGCAUCUCUGCACUAUCUUUGGCAUGACUCUUGUUCCUUUAAACGUCAUUUCUCAAGCAAACGAAUGAUACGAAAGUAUAUACCUAAACAAUUCCAUAAUGGAGCUAGAUAGAAUGAUUUCACAACGAACUACAUAUGUUUAUAUGCUGAAUUUUAGUUUCUUUUCAUAAGUUUAUCACCAGCAACCGCAAAGAAACGCACCAAUGUAGAAUGUAGAAAGUAUCUUGAAUCUUGAAUUGGUUCUCUGUCGCGUUGCCUGGCCAAGUUAAACAAUUUCCGAGCCAAUUAUGAAAAUGAAUUAUUGUUUGUUAAGUUUAAUAUUAUAAGACGCCGCUGCACUGACCUCAAAGUCCGAGGGCAAACCCCAAUUUAAUCAAAUUUUGCAGCAAUUAUUUUUUUUUUUUUUUACAUCUUAGUGCAAUUUUUUGGCAUAACUAGAAAUGCAGAUGUUUCGCGCUUUUUCCGCGGCGUUAAAAAAUGAGUCAUUCUAGUUUAAAUUAGUUGAAUUUAUCUAAAAACUAAAAAAAAGAAAAAUACUUAAGCGAAGUUUUAAGCGUAAACCGAUGAUUUCUUAUUAAAUCGAUAAUACGAGUACUAUCUAUACAAAAUAUUUUAGGUAUUUUAAUGUAUUUUUGUUUAUGUGUGUGUAAACCAAGCGGAGUUGUGCAAUUGUUAGUAAAAUUAAACAACAAAGAAAAACCUUAUAGAAAAAUAUGGAAACACACUGAAAGAAAAAGCUUGUGCAAUGACAAAAACUUGACUAUAAAAUUCGUUAAAAAAUAAACAAAUAAGAUACGAUAAUAGCAAUCCAUUUGGAAAAGUAAAAGCGUUUUGAAAUGUUUAUACACAAAAGUACAGCAGUUUUAACGCAUAUUGUAAACUAAAAUUGAAAACGAUUCGAACGAAAACCAGAAAAUAUACACAAAAAAAUUGUAAAACUUUUAUGAGUGGUUGCUGUAGUUUGGAAUAAGCAAGUGCAAUUCAAAAUAAAACGCAAACAACCAUUAGAACAGCA